CGGAGCUUCAGGAAGGCGGAGCCGCGCCUCAGCCGCUGGCGGACCCUGGGGGCCGCAGGGCCUGUGCUCGGAAGGCGGGGUCUGGGGCGGAGCGCGGCGACCAUGCAGGUGGCAGACGCAGGCGCUGGCGGCGUAGCGGGCGGUGCUGACAGCAGGGACGGCCACCGCGGUCUUGGCAGUCCGGGCGCAUUAGCUGCGGCCGCCAGCGAAGCUCCGCGUGUCCCGGGACCAUCGCAGGUUUCGGGGCCAGGCGGAGAUGCGUCCUCCACGACCGGAAGGCCGGAAACCCGAGUACACGUAUUCGCCCUCUGCGUGCCUUUCCCGUCCAACGUGGAGGCGGAGAUCGCCUGUGCGUCCUUGGCCCCCGAUCGCGAGCCACACGGAAGCGUUGUGAAGAAGGAGCUCACUGUGACCGGCAGCAUUCUGGCCAUCCGCUGGAGAGCAGAGAACCCUCGCCUCCUCCGAAUUUCCAUCAUCAACUUUCUUGACCAGCUUUCCCUGGUGAUGCGGACCAUGCAGCGCUUUGGACCCCCCGUUUCCCGCUAAGUCUGCGCUGGGGAAACGGGACUAAGAUCUAUCCUCGUGUCCCCUGCCUGGGUGGUCCGUCCUUCCUGUUGCAGUGAUUCCUCCAGUAACUGCCACUGAGGUUGGGGGCCUGCCUAAUCUUUGUGGGUACUCGCCCUUGGGCACUCAGGGUCCCCUCGUUUGGUUUGGGGUUUCAGUGUUUGUUACUGCAGAAAAUAAAACUGAGCAUAGUUUGCACGUUUCACAUUACUCCCGAUAUAUUCCAUCUAAUGUGAACUUUUAAUAAAAACUUCUCAAAAACA
Molecule: messenger RNA, 827 nt
Organism: Suricata suricatta (meerkat)
Lineage: Eukaryota; Metazoa; Chordata; Mammalia; Carnivora; Herpestidae
Gene: LAGE3
Product: L antigen family member 3
Exons: 3
Coding region: 103-546 (147 amino acids)
Cellular component (GO): EKC/KEOPS complex
Source: RefSeq, a predicted model, not a curated record